Messenger RNA from Orbicella faveolata, 1126 nucleotides. RefSeq lists its product as uncharacterized. Lineage: Eukaryota; Metazoa; Cnidaria; Anthozoa; Scleractinia; Merulinidae. The record is from RefSeq and is a predicted model, not a curated record.
GCUAAGAACUUUCCCGUUUCAAAUUUUCUCCUUCAACUAAAAUUGAAACUACAAUCGAAAAACUGACUGCUUAUUUGCAUGUAUUCCUUUUCUGCAGAUUUUCAAACAGUACAGUGCCCAUUUUCUUCACGAAUAUCACGGAAUUCCUUUGAAAACAAUUGCCGUUACCAAGACUGUGGAACUUGAUGUAUUCAAGGUUAAUCAUGGACGUCAAGUUGCAUCUGUGCCUUUUGCUGAGUGUUUUUGGAGCCAUUAGCUGCUCCCCAGCUUGCAAGAAUCUGCUGUUUGGAGUGACAAAUGGUAAACUCUACGCGAGAACUCCUCCCCAAUAUGCCAAAGACAAUUGGCUUGGAUCAGCCAGAGUAAUAGGGACAGCGGGUUGGAAUGACUUCCAAUUCCUGUUCUUCCACCCAGAUGGUACCUUAUAUGGUGUUUGGAAUGGCAAGUUCUACAAGGGGCCACCUCGUCAGGGCUCCUGGGCCGCAGACUGGAUCAAAAAAGCCACCCAGAUUGGAAGUGGUUGGAACGCCUUCAAGUUCCUCUUCUUUGAUCCUAAGGGAGUGCUGUAUGGCGUUUAUGGAAAUAAGUUGUACAAAAGGUUCCCACCAACUUCCCGUCGUGACAACUGGAUUAGAUCCGCCACACUGGUGGGGUCAGGUCGAUGGUCGGUCUUUCAGUUUCUCUUCUUCGACCCACGGGGAAUCUUAUACGGCGUGGAAAACGGCAAGUUUCUCAAGAGGGCUCCUCCCAAAUUUGCGAGUGACAACUGGCUACGAUCAGCCACACUCAUUGGCACUGGCGGCUGGAAUCGUUUUCAGUUCCUUUUCUUCAUGGCUGAUGGUGACUUGUACGGCGUUCACAGUGGCAGGUUCUACAAACGAUCAGUCCCAACCCAUAGAGGUGAUAACUGGUUGCGCUCCGCGAAGAUGAUUGGCACAGGUGGCUGGUCUGUGUUCAAAUACCUGAUGUCGCCUCUGCAACAGUGCAGGCAGUAGAUGGGAACACACAUCGGAUUAAAAUAUAGACUGUCAAACGUAACUGUAAUGGUCACUAGAUCAGUAAAUGGUUUAUGGGUUUCUUUCUUUGUACGAGUUAAUACCAAGAAAUAAAAGGGGAAUGACGAACA